Messenger RNA from Sardina pilchardus (European sardine), 1595 nucleotides. RefSeq names its product proline rich 15 like b (gene prr15lb). The coding region runs from base 442 to 762 and encodes 106 amino acids. The transcript is spliced from 2 exons. The record is from RefSeq and is a predicted model, not a curated record. Lineage: Eukaryota; Metazoa; Chordata; Actinopteri; Clupeiformes; Clupeidae.
UGGCCCUCAUACUCGCCUUGGGACUCAACCAGUGUGCUUGUGUGACAUUGUGUCUGGCUUGUGUGUGUGUGUGUGUGUGUGGUGUGUGUGUAAGAGAGAGUGGAGAGAGAGAGAGGAGAGAGAGAGAGGGAGAGAAAAAAAGAGCAAGAGAGAGAUGCACCUGUGCCCUUGCACCUUACCACUCAGAAGUCAUAGUGGAGAAGUUUAGGCGGACUAUAGCAGCACAUCAUAGAACAGUUGGGAGAGAACCGAGGGAACCUGCCCAGACGACGCAGAGCAGCAUGAUUUUCAGCGGAGGUCACAUUUUCAGUGAUACCAUCGUCUGACACCUGACAUUGCUGGGACGCUGCCACGUCUGAAGGGAGUCUGGCCCAGAAGAGGACGGAGGAACCUCCAGCCCUUCAUUAUUCAGGUCUCUGAUUUUAGUUCCUGUCUCCUGUCAUGGCCGACCCAUCCUGGUGGAAACUGACCUUCCUGCGCAAGAAGAAGUCUGAGGCCAAAGUCCUGUACGAGAUCCCAGCUGAGUUUGCCAGCAACACGGACAACAAGGACGGGUGCAGCGACCCCACCGACAGCCAGUUCAAUGCCAGGCUGGAGAAGAUAGUGGACAAGUCGGCCACCAAGGGCCGCCACGUCAAGGUCUCCCACUCUGGCAGGUUCAAGGAGAAGAAGAGGAUCCGCGCCACGCUGGCCGAAAACCCCAACCUCUUCCCCGACCACAGCACGGCCGACGAGAACCAUGUGACGGCCGCCGACAACUAACUCACUCCGACCAAAUAACACAGACUCAAACUGACGUACAAAAACUCACGCAAUGUUUGCCUCAAGUGUGUGUGCAUUUUUAUAAGUGUGUGAACAGAUAUGUGUAUAUACAGAAAGAUUUUACAGGACUAAAGCUUUUUUCACAUGCUUAAAAUGAAUAAGAAAUGAUAUGUGACUGUUUGUCACCAAUACUGGAGGACACUGAGAUCUCCUCUCCGGCACUGUGUUGUCUGUAACACAGGAGAGGAAAUCAUUUGCAUACUCACAAAGGCUGUUUGAUUAGUAUCCUAUUUCUUGAUAGCACGGGACUUUCACUGAUCUUUCCAUCAUUUGGGGAUUUCUGCAAGACAAUCACAGUGUUGAUAAAUAUGCCUCAUCUUGGACAUUAUGUUUUGCCUAUUAAAUGAUUACCACUGUUGUUAUUCUUGUGAAACUAGUCUCUCUGGUCCUGUUAGAGAAAUGAAGUGCAGUUGAUGGGAUGCUGAUUGCCGUGCUUCUUAACGCUUCAGUGAAUGACAUGAUGAUGGCAGGGCUUGUUCAGUUAACCAACCACGCUAGAUCAGUUUUUAUCUGACUGAGAUAAGGCCCCUCUAUCUCAGUUUCAGCAUCAUUUUACUCAGGCAAUCAAGGAUUAGUGGACACAGACCGGACUAUGGCAAGAGCAUAGGUGUGGUCAGUGGAGUGAGGCUGGGAGGUGGUACCACUCUUACUAUCUUCGAGACAGUCCUGCAUCAUUUGUUUGAACUUUUGAAUUGUUUUGUAAAAAAGUUAUUUUGUAAAACAAACAGAAGACUUUUAAUAAAUCGAUCCAAUGGUGAUGAUCACAUCACGUA